This is a messenger RNA of Cadophora gregata, 2355 nucleotides long. RefSeq lists its product as uncharacterized. The record is from RefSeq and is a predicted model, not a curated record. Gene Ontology annotation, molecular function: protein binding. Lineage: Eukaryota; Fungi; Ascomycota; Leotiomycetes; Helotiales; Ploettnerulaceae. Bases 1 to 2355 code for a protein of 784 amino acids. The transcript is spliced from 2 exons. Gene Ontology annotation, cellular component: T-tubule. Gene Ontology annotation, biological process: protein localization to T-tubule; regulation of cardiac muscle contraction.
AUGUACCAGGAUGACAGAACUCGUUGUGUUGCUUGUCGCACAGUCGCCAAAGCAUUGCAAAGCUUUGGUGCACUCAUGGAGAUGCCAUUCAAACAUGGCCAACCAACGAUUGGUGAUGCUAAAGACAACCAACCCCAGAAAUCAGUUGUCGCUUCGUCUUCUAAGGAAGACCUGGGAGCUCCUAAUCCUACGAUCCUGAAAUUCGAAUCGGAUGUUGUUGGCGAAGGUGCAUUUAUCCUGCCAGCAAGCCGCUUACAGCGACUAGCCCUGAGUGGAAGGAAAGAUGCAAGUCUCGAGAUCAGUGCAUUGGUGGCAGAAGGAGCAGGACAUUACGAGAAAGUUGCUUCUGAUAAUGGUCGCACAGUCAUGCAAAUCGCCGUAUCUCUUGGUGACAUUGACCUCCUCGAGAAGCUCAUCGCUGCCGAUAUCAAUGUCAACGAACUUCCCUGUGCUAACAAUGGUCGGACAGCUCUCCAAGCAGCUGUAGAGCGUGGCGACUUGGCUAUUGUUACUCGUCUACUAGCAGCUGGCGCUGAUCCUAACGGACCUGUGAGUCUUUCAGGAGGACUUAGCGCUCUGGAAGGAGCUGCGAAAAUUGGUCACAUUGGAAUACUGGCUCUCUUACUUCAACAUGGUGCUUCGAUUCGCAACAAUCGCAAACGGAGGUCCGCACUUCAUUGCGCUGCAGAAAAUGGCCAUGAGACCGCUGUGGCGAUUUUACUUGCCUACGGCUUUGACCCAGAAGCAUAUUUGGAGCUCCCCAAUGAUGAAGGGCGGAAAACUCGUUUCAGCCUGAACAUCAAUUUCACUCCGUCAGAGAUGGCUGCGAAAAAUGGUCACAUUGGGGUAUUGAGAGUCCUGAGAAAAAAUGGUGUCGUCACCAACCCUAUCAGCACAGCUUGUCAGUAUGGGCAUGUGCCGAUUGUGGAGUGGCUUUUGGAUGAUUCCAGGAAACGGGAGGCGGAGAAAUUUGAUAUUCAAACCGUAAAUGACCAGGACGACGAUGAGGAUGAGGAAGAUGCCAUAUAUCAGAGGUACUACCGCCAGAGCCGCAUAUUCAAGAGCACCGAUGAUUAUGGUUAUCCUAAGCGGGAGGGAUUGGAAGGAACGCUAGAUCAACUGCUAGAAAUUGCUGCAGAACAUGGUCAGUUAGAAGUGCUGAAAUUGCUUCUCGACAAUGGAGCCAUACUUCGAGUCCCGGGCAGUGGAAGCACAGUUGACCCCGACCCUGAAUUCCCAGAUGAGGAGACACCAACGUUUUAUGACUCAACUCUACUGCACAAAGCCGCCAAGAGCAGCAGCGUCGAGACUGUAGCUUACCUCUUGACGCAAGGGUUUGAAUUGGAAGAGACUCGAGUCUACCAGGAGAAAACACCUCUUAUGGUUGCGGCGGAAGAAGGACGAUAUGCGACUUUCGAGUUCCUCGUCGCAAAAGGCGCCAAUGUCCAUGCAGUAAGUAAAUCAGGACAAACGCUCGCGAUUAUAGCAGCGAGAGGUGGCUCAGAAGACAUUCUUCGCCUUCUGUUCAGGCACAAUGUCGACCUCACAAAGAUAGGCAGUUAUUCUGAGUCAGCCUUGGCUGCUGCGCUAAGCUCAGGACAUGACUCUAUUGCCAGACUCAUACUGGAACAGCUCGACAAGCAUAGCGAGAAAAGUGGCUACAAUGCUUGUCUCAGUGGCGCGCUUGACGUUGCAGCUACGAUGGCCAACUUGCCUUUCAUUCGCAAGCUAAUUGCGCGCGGUACUGACCUCGACUUCAACAUCUCUCUACAACAUAUGAGAACUUUCAUUCGUGAAGAAGUAAACGAGGAUGACGCAAUCGAGUGUGUACGUCUACUGAGUGCAAAGGGUGGCACUUUUACGGACUUGUCGAGAAUUUUGAACCGGCUAGAACAAGCUGGAAGGUCUAAGCUAGCAACCGUCUUUGUGCAAAGUUUCAAAAGUUGUCCGCCAGAAAAGGACAUCAAGUGGGUAGAACACAUCGAGAGCGCCGCCAAGAUGGGUGAUGCGGAAUAUGCUGGCGCAUUGAUCAGGGCAUAUCGGCGGUCGCUGGGCGAGAAAGACGGCCAAGCGUUCAUACCACGGCAUUGGACGCUGCAGUCUGCUUUCAGUGCAGCGAUAGAUCACGGGCAGCUGGAGAUCGUGGAUCUUAUACUCGAAGCUUCCACCACAGAAGACGCAAGAAAAUAUGUGGAUGGUGUGUCGCGACUUCUGGGGCCGAAGGAUCACGCAAGGCGUUAUUUGGAGGAGCGAUAUGUCUUGAAACCUCUGGAGGAUGUUCCCAGAUACCAAACUCAGCAGUAUUGGAGUGACAGGUUCAGGCGGCCAGGACAACUUUUCGAUUUUGAUGUGUGA